Linderina pennispora is the source of this 1366-nucleotide messenger RNA. RefSeq lists its product as uncharacterized. Gene Ontology annotation, molecular function: zinc ion binding. The transcript has 3 exons. The record is from RefSeq and is a predicted model, not a curated record. The coding region runs from base 332 to 1096 and encodes 254 amino acids. Lineage: Eukaryota; Fungi; Kickxellomycota; Kickxellomycetes; Kickxellales; Kickxellaceae.
GCUUCGCAGCACGCCAGGGCAUAGCCGUGCUAGUGGCCAUGCUGCUGGCUGUGUCGAAUAUACUGCAGGUCCAGGCGUCGGUCGUGGUGGUGUCGACAAACGUCACCUUCGAGGUAAGAGAUCCGCAGAACAAGCACACUUCUCGGGUGUCACUCAUUUUUAGCUGGCCACUCAGCCGGGUCUUCUGCUCCCCUUUUGGAGUGUGGAAGGCCCGGCGGAUGGCCCAGACGAGCAUCCUUUGGCGAGCAUGCAUAUGGAUUGCCGUGCAAAAGCCUAUAGUUUUUGUGCUUAAACAUGCCCUUAUUUGGGGUUGGUGUAGGAUCGGUCAGCCAUGUUUGGAUCGCACCUGGGCGACGACGGCCUGGUCGGACGGCUGGUGAUCGUCGAGGAUAUCGAGCCAGGCAACGUGGACGGGUGCCGCCCGCUGGUGCACCGGCUGGACACGGACCAUGCGUGGGUAGCACUGGUGGAGCGCGGCAGCUGCGGCUUUGUCGAGAAAGUGCGCAACAUGCAGGCAUCGGGUGCCGCGGCGGUGCUUGUCGGCGACCCAUGGUACGAUCUGCCCGUGACAAUGUACGCCUCAGGUGACACGUCAGAUGUGCAUAUUCCGUCAUCGUUUAUUGCGCGCAGCGAAUACAACGGACUGCGCGAUGCUGCAGCCAUGUCGGACGGGCCGCUUAUGAUCAAGCUGAUGCGCAACGAGUACUACGAGCUGCCGUUCCUCGAUGUGCUGUUCAUUACGAUUCUGUCGCCGAUGCUGAUGAUGGGGUUCAUCUACAUUUUGUACCGGCUGCGUCUGCGGCAGCACCGGCUGCGCGACCUGGCUCCGACAGACGUGGUCAACGGGCUGCCGACCAAGACGUUCUACCACUCAAAGUACCGUGAGGGCGAGCCCGAGGAAUGCGCGAUCUGCCUGGACGACUUUGACGACGAAGAUGAGCUCCGUAUUCUGCCGUGCCGGCAUCAGUAUCACGUUAAAUGCAUCGACCGGUGGCUGACGACUCGCAAGAAGUUCUGUCCCAUCUGCAAGCAGAACGUAUGCCCGUCAACGGAGCAUACGCCGCUGCUGUCGCCGCGCCUGCGGUCGAUCGUGUGAACAGCCUGCUGUGCGAGCGAACCGCCCCUGUGCCUCGAACAAAAACGCUGCCACUGCCUUCACCAGCCUUUUAUAUACUCCUUCUCUGUAUCUUAGUCUCUGAAUCGCUUCUCAAUUAUAUGCCAAAGGAAACCGAGGGCCGGCAUAGUGGUAGGGGGCGGGUGUGGUAUGUCAUGCCACUAGUCGUCACAUGCUCUUGCCAUGGCCCGCGGCUGUGUUCAUUAUUGCCAAAACAUGGUGGAUUUGUGUGUAAUGAAGUGUGAAAAUUAC